UUAAAAGUUCCUGGUUUGUGUUACCAUAGAAACGAGGGGAGGAAGGCCCGCUGUCCAUGGUCCGAGCUCUCGUAGAAAGUUGGAAAACUAACCAACAACAGCAGGAGGAAGAGUAAAAAAAUGAAGACUAUCAAUCAUCAUUAACUCUGUCUGAAAACUUCCCAAACACAACAAAGAGUCAUGAGCGUCCGUGAGCAGCUGGUUUCACAGAGGCUGCCUGCGGGGGCGAGCCACGGUGUGGUGACAGGAGGACCUCUACGUGACAGGAGCUUUGCCCUUUUUGAUCUACAAAAGAAACGCCGGGAAGACGAAGAUCUUGAUGCAAAGCAAAAGGAAUGCAAACAGAUAUUGGAGAGUUUGCAACAGCGCAUACUUGAGUUGCAUGAGGAGGCUAAGAAAGUGAAGGAGUUACACUUGAGCUUUGAUAAGUUUCUCAAGGAUGAGGAUGCUGAUCAAGCUGCUGAGAAAGCAGAGAGGGAGAGAAAAGAGGUGCUUCAACUGGAGGCAGAGCUUGAGAGGCUAAAGGUGGAGUAUGCUGAACUGAUGAGGAAACAGGAGCUACAGCGUCAUGUCCAGAGACACUCUUCGUAUUGGGACUUCAUGGAGCGGGUGGUCAGAAUGACUAAGUUUGAUAAUGUGCAGGCGCUCUCAGGUCAUUUAGAGAGUCUUCUCCACUUUCGAGACCAUCUCUAUCAGAGGGAGAGUAAGGCGCAGGAGCAGGUCAGCCAGCAGAGAAAGGCACUGCUGACACUAGAGGACCAGCAUCACUUCCUGCGGCUGCACAAGAGCAACCAGCUGUCCCAGCUUCAGACUGAGCUAGAGAAGACGCGCUCUGAGGCUCUAAUAUGGGAAAGGAAGUGGAACCACAUUCAGGAAACAGCAGCAAAGAAAACACUCCUACUGGGACAGAUUAAGAUGGCGACCCUCAACCUCUAUGAAAUGACCGAUGACAUAUUAGAAGAGGAGGAAGCUGUGGAUAUGAAUGAUACAGAGAAACAGCUGGACAAGGUCAAGAUGUUCAUCCAGGACCACGAGGACAUAGUAAAACAACAUCAAACUUCCUCACAGAGACAUGAAGGACAGAAAAAAGACAAGCCCAAAAAGUAUAUUGUAAUUCAAGAUUUCAAGAAACAUGCUCCGCACUGAGUGCAACCAAUAAUUUGUUUUCAUGUAGCUCCUCAUUGUUAUUAACAUGGCCAGAUUAUAAGUUCUGAAAUGUAUCUGAUAGUGCUAACUAUACAUUUGAGGUUGACUUGUUUUAACUUGAUAAAUACUGUAUAUCUAGUAGCAAUAUCCAAUAAAGUAUACUGUUGGUGGUUCAAUCCUCAGCUUCUCCUGUCCACAUGACAAAUGAAUGAAAUGUAAUGUAGACAGUCAAUUUCUCAGAACAUAAAGUCCUGUACUGCCACCGUGUGGCCAAUA
Messenger RNA from Sander lucioperca (pikeperch), 1422 nucleotides. It is a transcript of the gene cfap73, whose product is annotated as cilia and flagella associated protein 73. The record is from RefSeq and is a predicted model, not a curated record. The coding region runs from base 181 to 1146 and encodes 321 amino acids. The transcript is spliced from 7 exons. NCBI's taxonomy places the organism in Eukaryota, Metazoa, Chordata, Actinopteri, Perciformes, Percidae.